CCUGGUAAUAUAGGGAGGGAGGCCGGCGUGGAGAGCCUGGCUCGGCCGCCACCGCGGGAGCCGGAGCUGCCGGGAGGAGCGGCGUCCUCGCCAGUCUGGAGCAGGAGGGCGGCUGGGCGCAGUUGCUGGGAAUUCUUCUGCCGAGAGGGCAAGCGAUAGGAAGGGAGCCCCGGCGAGCUGGGGAGCGCGAGUGCAGCAGACCUCCCCAUAGAUUGAGAAAGCCCGGUUCCCGGAGGAAAUGGGACUGUGAGCGAACCGGGAGAGAGAAGGGAAGGAAGCGCCGAGAUUGCUGAUGUCAGAGGAGCCCGGAAAGUCGCGCUGGAAAAAUCUGAAGACAGCCGGGGCUCCGCUGCUUCCCCAGGAGAGACACCGCCAGCCACCCCCUAACGCCCCCUCGGUGCCUCCUAGAUCCCCCCGUGAGCCGGCGACAAGCGCCCGGUGGGGCUGCUGCGGGGCGAUAGGGACGGAGGGGCGCGCGGACGGGAGACCGAGGGGCCACUUUUGGAAUACAGAUAAGUGGCUGGUGGCUUGACGUGGAUUUUAAUGAAUUUCGACUCCAUGUGGAUGUGGUUCUCCCCGUGAUUGCGAGCUGUGGGCCGCGAGAGGGGCAGCGCGCCGCCCUCGGCAGCCGGCGGCCGAGGCUGACGGACCAAAGACACGAGGACAGACAGACGUCUCGGAGCUGGAACCAUGUGAGGGCCAACGCAGGAAGGCAGCGUGGAUGAGCACUCAGCGGAUCUGCCUCCUCGUCUUUGCCCCUCUCAGCAUGGAACAGAGGAGGCCCUGGCCAUGGGCCACAGAGGUUGACAGCUGGUCUGUGGUCUUGCUCUCAGUGGUCUGGGUGCUGCUGGCCCGCCCGGCAGCCGGCAUGGCUCAGUUCAGCACCUUCCACUCUGAGAACCGAGACUGGACAUUCAACCACUUGACCGUCCACCGAGGGACAGGGUCAGUGUACGUGGGGGCCAUCAACCGGGUCUACAAGCUGACAGGCAAUCUGACCAUCCAGGUGGCUCACAAGACUGGGCCGGAAGAGGACAACAAGUCUUGUUACCCGCCCCUCAUUGUGCAGCCCUGCAGUGAGGUCCUCACCCUCACCAACAACGUCAACAAGCUGCUCAUCAUUGACUACCCUGAGAACCGCCUGCUGGCCUGUGGGAGCCUCUACCAGGGAGUCUGCAAGCUGCUGCGGCUGGAUGACCUCUUCAUCCUGGUGGAGCCGUCCCACAAGAAGGAGCACUACCUGUCCAGCGUUAAUAAGACGGGGACAAUGUAUGGGGUGAUCGUGCGCUCUGAGGGGCAGGAUGGCAAGCUCUUCAUUGGCACUGCCGUGGAUGGAAAGCAGGAUUACUUUCCCACUUUGUCCAGCAGGAAGCUGCCCCGUGACCCCGAGUCCUCCGCCAUGCUUGACUAUGAGCUGCACAGUGAUUUUGUCUCCUCCCUCAUCAAGAUCCCCUCGGACACCCUGGCUCUGGUCUCCCACUUUGACAUCUUCUACAUCUAUGGCUUUGCCAGCGGAGGCUUUGUCUACUUCCUCACUGUUCAGCCCGAGACCCCCGAGGGUGUGGCCAUCAACUCGGCCGGAGACCUCUUCUACACCUCGCGCAUCGUGAGGCUCUGCAAGGAUGACCCCAAGUUCCACUCCUAUGUGUCCCUGCCUUUCGGUUGCACCCGGGCUGGGGUGGAGUACCGCCUCCUGCAGGCUGCUUACCUGGCCAAGCCCGGGGACUCCCUGGCCCAGGCCUUCAAUAUCAGCAGCCAGGAUGAUGUGCUCUUUGCCAUCUUCUCCAAAGGGCAGAAGCAGUACCACCACCCACCUGACGACUCUGCCCUCUGUGCCUUCCCCAUCCGAGCCAUCAACUUACAGAUCAAGUACCGCCUGCAGUCCUGCUACCAGGGCGAGGGCAACCUGGAGCUCAACUGGCUGCUGGGGAAGGACGUCCAGUGCACCAAGGCGCCCGUUCCCAUUGAUGACAACUUCUGUGGAUUAGACAUCAACCAGCCACUUGGAGGCUCCACUCCAGUGGAGGGCCUGACCCUGUACACCACCAGCCGGGACCGCAUGACAUCAGUGGCCUCGUACGUCUACAAUGGCUACAGCGUGGUUUUUGUGGGGACGAAGAGUGGCAAGCUGAAAAAGAUUCGAGCUGAUGGUCCCCCCCACGGCGGGGUCCAGUAUGAAACAAUCUCUGUGCUCAAAGACGGGAGCCCCAUCCUUAGGGACAUGGCCUUCUCCAUCGAUCAGCGCUACCUGUACAUCAUGUCAGAGAGACAGAUCACCAGGGUACCCGUGGAGUCUUGCGAACAGUAUACAACUUGCGGGGAGUGCUUGAGCUCGGGGGACCCUCACUGUGGCUGGUGUGCCCUGCACAACAUGUGCUCCCGCAGGGACAAGUGCCAGCGUGCCUGGGAACCCAAUCGAUUUGCUGCCAGCAUCAGCCAGUGCAUGAGCCUCGAGGUGCAUCCCAGCAGCAUCUCGGUGUCUGAGCACAGCCGGCUGCUCAGCCUGGUUGUGAGUGAUGCUCCAGAUCUGUCUGAGGGCAUCGCAUGUGCCUUUGGAAACCUGACGGAGGUGGAGGGACAGGUGUCUGGGAGCCAAGUCAUCUGCAUCUCACCUGGGCCCAAGGAUGUCCCUGUCAUCCCUCUGGAUCAAGACUGGUUUGGGCUAGAACUACAGCUGAGAUCCAAGGAGACGGGGAAGAUAUUUGUCAGCACCGAGUUCAAGUUCUACAACUGCAGUGCCCACCAACUGUGCCUGUCUUGUGUCAACAGCGCCUUCCGCUGCCAUUGGUGCAAGUACCGCAACCUCUGCACUCAUGACCCCACCACCUGCUCCUUCCAGGAGGGCCGGAUCAAUAUUUCAGAGGACUGUCCCCAGCUGGUGCCCACAGAGGAGAUCCUGAUACCAGUCGGGGAGGUAAAGCCCAUCACCCUUAAGGCUCGGAACCUGCCUCAGCCUCAGUCCGGGCAGCGAGGCUACGAGUGUGUCCUCAACAUCCAGGGGGCCAUCCACCGAGUGCCCGCCCUGCGCUUCAAUAGCUCCAGCGUCCAGUGCCAGAACAGUUCGUACCAGUACGACGGGAUGGAUAUCAGCAAUCUGGCCGUGGACUUCGCCGUGGUGUGGAAUGGCAACUUCAUCAUCGACAACCCUCAGGACCUGAAAGUCCACCUCUACAAGUGUGCAGCCCAGCGGGAGAGCUGCGGCCUGUGCCUGAAGGCCGACCGAAAGUUUGAGUGUGGCUGGUGCAGUGGCGAGCGCAGGUGCACCCUCCACCAGCAGUGCACCAGCCCCGCCAGCCCCUGGCUGGACUGGUCCAGCCACAAUGUGAAGUGCUCCAACCCCCAGAUCACCGAGAUUUUGACCGUGUCUGGACCACCUGAAGGAGGGACUCGAGUGACCAUCCACGGUGUGAACCUGGGUCUGGACUUCUCCGAGAUCGCCCACCAUGUGCAGGUGGCUGGCGUGCCCUGCACACCCCUGCCAGGGGAUUACAUCAUCGCUGAGCAGAUCGUGUGUGAGAUGGGCCACGCCCUCGUGGGAACCACCUCUGGGCCCGUGCGCCUGUGCAUUGGCGAGUGUAAGCCAGAGUUCAUGACCAAGUCCCACCAACAGUACACCUUUGUGAACCCUUCUGUGCUGUCCCUCAACCCCAUUCGUGGGCCAGAGUCCGGAGGCACCAUGGUGACCAUCACGGGCCACUACCUUGGGGCCGGGAGCAGUGUGGCCGUGUACCUGGGCAACCAGACCUGCGAGUUCUAUGGGCGAUCGAUGAAUGAGAUCGUGUGUGUCUCUCCUCCAUCAUCCAAUGGACUGGGUCCGGUCCCCGUUUCUGUGAGUGUCGACCGAGCCCAUGUGGAUAACAACUUGCAGUUUGAGUACAUAGAUGACCCCCGGGUACAGCGCAUCGAGCCAGAGUGGAGCAUUGCCAGUGGCCACACACCCCUGACCAUCACAGGCUUCAACCUUGAUGUCAUUCAGGAGCCAAGAAUCCGAGUCAAGUUUAAUGGCAAAGAAUCUGUCAAUGUGUGUAAAAUUGUGAACACCACCACACUAACCUGCCUGGCACCCUCUCUGACCACGGACUACCGGCCUGGCCUUGACACUGUGGAACGGCCAGAUGAGUUUGGAUUUGUCUUUAAUAAUGUCCAGUCCUUGCUCAUUUACAAUGACACCAAGUUCAUCUACUACCCCAACCCAACCUUCGAACUACUCAGCCCUACUGGAGUCUUGGAUCAGAAGCCAGGAUCCCCCAUCAUCCUGAAGGGCAAAAACCUCUGUCCCCCUGCCUCUGGAGGUGCCAAACUCAACUACACAGUGCUGGUUGGAGAGACCCCGUGCACUGUCACUGUGUCCGAGACACAGCUGCUCUGCGAGCCCCCCAACCUCACGGGGCAGCACAAGGUCAUGGUUCACGUGGGCGGGAUGGUGUUCUCUCCUGGCUCGGUGAGUGUCAUCUCAGACAGCUUGCUGACCCUGCCAGCCAUUGUCAGCAUUGCGGCAGGCGGCAGCCUCCUCCUCAUCAUUGUCAUCAUCGUCCUCAUUGCCUACAAGCGGAAGUCUCGAGAAAACGACCUCACUCUGAAGAGGCUCCAAAUGCAGAUGGACAACCUGGAGUCCCGUGUGGCCCUGGAGUGUAAGGAAGCUUUUGCUGAACUCCAGACAGACAUCAACGAGCUGACCAGUGACCUGGACCGCUCAGGAAUCCCCUACCUGGACUAUCGUACCUAUGCCAUGCGAGUCCUGUUCCCUGGCAUUGAGGACCAUCCUGUCCUGCGGGAGCUGGAGGUGCAGGGGAACGGGCAGCAGCACGUGGAGAAGGCCCUGAAGCUCUUCGCCCAGCUCAUCAACAACAAGGUCUUCCUGCUGACCUUCAUCCGCACCUUGGAGCUGCAACGCAGCUUCUCCAUGCGUGACCGUGGCAACGUGGCUUCGCUCAUCAUGACUGGCCUGCAGGGCCGCCUGGAGUAUGCCACCGAUGUCCUCAAGCAGCUGCUCUCUGACCUCAUCGAUAAGAACCUGGAGAACAAGAACCACCCCAAGCUGCUCCUCCGGAGGACAGAGUCAGUGGCUGAGAAGAUGCUGACCAAUUGGUUUGCCUUCCUCCUGCACAAGUUCCUGAAGGAGUGCGCGGGGGAGCCGCUCUUCAUGCUCUACUGCGCCAUCAAGCAGCAGAUGGAAAAGGGCCCCAUCGAUGCCAUCACAGGCGAGGCCCGCUACUCCCUGAGCGAGGACAAGCUCAUCCGCCAGCAGAUCGAGUACAAGACCCUGAUCCUGAACUGCGUCAACCCCGACAAUGAGAACAGUCCCGAGAUCCCGGUGAAAGUGUUAAACUGUGACACCAUCACACAGGUCAAGGAGAAGAUCCUCGAUGCCAUCUACAAGAACGUGCCCUACUCUCAGCGGCCAAGGGCCGUUGACAUGGACUUGGAGUGGCGUCAAGGCCGGAUCGCCAGGGUUGUGCUGCAAGAUGAGGACAUCACCACCAAGAUCGAGGGUGACUGGAAGCGCCUCAACACAUUGAUGCACUAUCAGGUGUCAGACAGAUCAGUGGUGGCUCUGGUCCCCAAACAGACAUCCUCCUACAACAUCCCUGCCUCUGCCAGCAUCUCCCGGACGUCCAUCAGCAGAUAUGACUCCUCCUUCAGGUACACAGGCAGCCCCGACAGCCUGCGGUCACGGGCCCCCAUGAUCACCCCAGACCUGGAGAGCGGAGUCAAGGUGUGGCAUCUGGUGAAGAACCACGACCACGGAGACCAGAAGGAGGGUGACCGGGGCAGCAAGAUGGUGUCGGAAAUCUACCUGACCCGGUUACUGGCCACGAAGGGAACCCUGCAGAAGUUUGUGGACGACUUAUUUGAGACCUUGUUCAGCACUGUGCACCGGGGCAGCGCUCUCCCGCUGGCCAUCAAGUACAUGUUUGAUUUCCUGGAUGAGCAGGCAGACAGACACAGCAUCCACGACACAGAUGUGCGGCACACCUGGAAAAGCAACUGCCUCCCUCUGCGCUUCUGGGUGAAUGUGAUCAAGAACCCCCAGUUUGUGUUUGACAUCCACAAAGGCAGCAUCACGGACGCCUGCCUCUCCGUGGUGGCCCAGACCUUCAUGGACUCUUGCUCAACUUCAGAGCACCGGCUGGGCAAGGACUCCCCCUCCAAUAAGCUGCUGUACGCCAAGGACAUUCCCAGCUACAAGAGCUGGGUGGAGAGAUACUAUGCAGACAUCGCCAAGCUCCCUGCUAUCAGUGACCAGGACAUGAACGCCUACCUCGCUGAGCAGUCCCGCCUGCACGCUGUGGAGUUCAACAUGCUCAGUGCCCUCAAUGAGAUCUACUCCUACGUCAGCAAGUACAGCGAAGAGCUCAUUGGGGCACUAGAGCAGGACGAGCAGGCCCGGCGCCAGCGGCUGGCAUACAAGGUGGAACAGCUCAUAAAUGCUAUGUCCAUUGAGAGCUGAGAGAUGGAGCCUCCCGUUCCUGGGAAGAGGGACCCGUGAAAGCUGUCACACUGGGAGUCUCAGAAGGAAGGACAAGUGAAGGGGGUCAGACGCCAGAGCUUGCUGUCCCCUGAGACCCCAUCUCAGGGAGAGGGGAGGGCCCCUCUCCCCAACCUAGCCAAGUUUCCUCACAGGUGGUUCCUGCAGGGAGAGACCAUGGGCGUCCACCGUCCCCAGGGCGAACAAGAGAGAAGCCGGGGAGAUGCAGGGCCAUGGAGGAGGCGGUUCUUCAAGCUGAGAGGCACGAGCUGAGCCGGCUCUGCCUCUGUGACUGCUGCUUUGCAUGAAAACUCAUUCGAUGUAUAUUGGGGAAAUAAUGAGAACUUUAUUUAAUUUUUUUUAAGAAAAAGGAAAACCAGAAAUAAAACAAAACAAAAACCUCCCUGUUAAUCCCGUCCAGCUUUUGUUGAAUUCUGGUUUCUACCCCACUUCCUUCUUUCGCCCCUGUCCCUCCUUCUUUAUCUAACUCCUGUUUCCAAAUGCCAGAAAACACCUGCAAAGAGAUGCUGGGGAAAAUGGAAGGGAAAACAAUUGUUUCUUUUCCCUUGAAAUUAAUAAUAAUAAUAAUAAAUGAGGAGAAGAAGAAUGAGCACAAGUUUGCACCAAACACUUUGCAAAACUAGAGGCCAGUAAAACCUGGAAUUACCCCGGCAGCCAGAAGAGCGUGAGAACCAUCAAACUCGCACCACCUGCAAAGCCAUCAAGCAGCUCGGCCUGGCCAACGGGAAAUCGAGCUUUACAGACCACACACCUGUAUAUUCUCAUCUCUUGAGAGGACAUAUGUGUCUCCAGAGUACCAAUGCUUAUUGCUACUGUUUAUUUUCUUUUAUGUGUGUAUGUGUGUUUGUUUUGUUUUAUUUAAUCCCAAACCUCAACCAAUGAGGAGCUGAUCUUUGGUACUUUUCAUUUCCCUAAAGUUACUAACAGAAGUGUGGGAGAGGUGGGCCUCUCAGACCAGACGCCUGGCCUCCCUGAGGACACUGAGCAGCUCUGCCUUACUUCAGUCACUGUCAUAACCAAGGCACCCUGGGGAAAGGGCUUGAAGGCAUGUGGGCCAGGCCUCGGGGAGGUUCCGUGUGGGGGCAUGGGUGUUUGGCUUCGGAUUCCAUUCCAGUCCGCUAGUGGUUUUUUCAAUUAAAGAGAAAGCAAAAAUGAAACACUGUUUACAGCAAGCAAUACUUGAAGAGCAUAGGUUAAAGAAGCUGCAGUAUUUAUUGUUAUGCUUGCUUUCUUUCAUUCUCUCGUGCCUGGAGAGGGGAGACAACCCUUCACUCAUAUGUGGAAGCUCCUGAGUGAGCACCUGCUCAGGAGAAGUGACUAGCAUCCCCACACGACUGUCUUCUGCCUCUCUUGUCCUUAAGAGUUUGAAGGACAAGAGGGUGGCUUCCCACUGGGCUCCUUCCCUGCUCUCUCCUGCUGACACCUAAAACCAUGAUGACCAGCUCUCCUGAGUGUAGUUUCCAAACAAAGAGACCAAAGCUCCAUACCCUAGUCCAGAGGACCCGGGGAAGCCAGUGGGAGUCAAGAGGAAAAUGGCUCUGUUGGGGGCAGGACCUUGGUGACCAGGACAGCCAUCUAAGUUUCCAAGCCUCCCACAUUGGCAAGGACCCAAGCAGACAGCUCCAACUUCUCUACAAGCAGCACCAAAAUGUGGACAAAGGAGGACAAGAGAAAGGCAAAGGGAUGGGAAGCGGGGAGGCAGGAGAGGACCAACCUCCUCUGUCUACCUACUUCUCAAGGGGCUGCAAUGCUGUGAGAAACUGGACCAGCCAUCCCCAGAGAGACCAGACCAGGGUCAUUUCCUCUGUGACUAACUCUGGGCCCCAGCAUCUCUGUGCCCUGAUAUACCUCCAAACAAGUCCAACUUCUCGAGGCUCUGCUGACCACAUUGAAUUCCCCGGAAAGGGCUGGGGGUGGGGGAGCUCUGAGGACUGGCUUUCAUCCCUGGUGUAUGGCUUGGGAUUGCUGAGCUCACCACACAGCAGACAUUGCCUGGUAUUCUCAGCUCUAGUUUCUUGCCUAAAUGCAGCUGACAAAUGGGAAGAGAAGGGCAUUCAGAAAAAUACUCAGGAAACUUGCUUGUUUUCAUUAUAAUUCACAACCAGCCAUACCAAGGCCACUUUCUUCUGAUAAUCCACUUCUGUUAAAGUUUCUCUGGGCCCUAUUAACAGCCUGAAAGAAAUACUACCACUGGCCUUCCUCACUAAGCCAAAAAGUGUUGACUCUUCACAGCACCUAAAACUUAUCAUCUCAGAGCCUAUGGCUUAUGGAGACGAAAAGAGAAGAAGUGGGAAAGAGGAAUGUGAGCAAGAAACUGUGCUACCCACACACACAAAAAAAUCCAGCCCACCUCGUCUUACUUCUGAGCUCUGAAUUGAGGUUUUCUGAUCACACCACUGCUCAAACUGCCAUCCCGGACUUGGCUCCACCAAGAUGUAAAAGCAAGUUAGCCAUCUCAGUUGCAUCUUAACAUCCCUCACCUCUCUGCAGCCACCUGGGUAUCUCCCAGCAGCUACGUCUGGUGUCCACUGCUGCUGAGGAUGCUUCCUUGAAGGUUUUUGGAGAGUGUAGAGAAUGAUGCGGGAUGGGGUACAGAUUGGACAGUAGAGAGAAGAGGAGCCAGAGUUGGCAAGAGUGGCUUGGCCCCAUUUCUCAGGAUACCAUGAGAGAGUUGGGGAAGUUGGAGUGGCAAAGGAAGUGGAAGAGGAGCAUCCCCUGAGAAAGGAAUUCAGAUAAAGGAAAAGUCAGUUGGAUUCAACCCAGGGCAACUUCCCCCCUGGCUUCUCACCUAUCUCUCCUGCACCAGCUCUUGACUUUGGGUCACCAAGAACUGGUGCCCUAUGGAACAGGGAGGAGAGGAAGUUGGCUGGCCUCAACUCCUCACUAUUAUCCAAUCUGAAGCUAUUUUGACCUUGAGUGAAGAGUAUUAAAGUCACUGCUCCUCCCCCACAUGAAGCCAUCGAUCUUAGAGGGAGGCAGGGAAAGAAGUCAAUCCAGAUUCAUUUUGUUUUAUUGAUCUGCACAAGAGACACAUCUCUGGAAAAGGAACAGGACCCCAGAAAUGUGUUUGGCAAGCAGGGCGCUAACGGGCAACGUGGAGAUGGACAAGAUGUCUGGCUUGGUGGAGCAAGUCACUCCGGCCGGCUGGCUGCAGCUCCCUGCCCUCAGCGUUGUGUCAGAUGCUUCUGCGCUGGCUUCCCUCCCCUCCCCACAGCACAUCUCUCAGAAUCAUUUCCAAUCCACCCCUGGCAGAGCUCUCCGCCUCCUUGCAGAGUUCAGUCACUGAGGCUUGGAUCAGCGAGGGACCGGUUUCUUACAUUCAUUCAGGGAACCUUCAGACCUGCAACUAUUUUCUAGACACUGCUCAUGUGCUGAGAAAGAGCAACCAACAAGACCAGGAAGGGCCUUCUUCUUGCAAAUUUACAUUCUUCAGACUGCUGGUUCCUGCCACCAGCUUAGCAGGUACAGUUCUCUGUGCCCACCUGCAGGGGGCAGGAGUUUUCUAAAAGAAGGAGGAAAGCCGACCAACCCAACUGCCUUACCUUAUUCAGGAGACUUUACUGGGGCAAUAGAGCCUCCCUCAUUUCCACUGUCACUGUCUCUUGUGUGUGACACUUCCCCUGCUGCUUGAACUCCUGAUCUUCCUUCAUAUCUACCAAAUUAGGACAAGAAAUAGCAGUGAAGGCUCCUGGCCCUGCUGUGCAUGAAACAGAAGUAAUGCAUGGGUGUGCUAGACUAAAAUUGGCCUGGGCAGAACAUACAGAGAAUGCCUGAAAAUCUCUGGCUGAUAAAUCUCCAGGUGCAUUCCUAUUGCCACACCUGGCCCCAUUAACCCACAGCCAUUAAAUACUGAGCCUCUGGGGGAAGCCGUCUUUUCUCAGCCAGUGGUUCCUGUGGCCUGGCUGCAGACAGGAAAGAACUGAGACUGGGGGCAGAGGAGGCUCCAUGGGUGAGAAAAUGCAAAGCAGCCUCCUAGACACAAAAGUACAUGUAGGAGUGGAUCCCACAGGGAGACUUGUGGGGGGUGAAGUUCAGGAGAAGCCUUGACAACAAGCUUUGAGGAAAUGGCGCAUCCUCUUCAUAACUCCAAAUCUCUUCUCCCCUCCCUUCCUGCUGGCUUUCCUGGUGAGUGAGGUGUCAGCUACUGGGGUUCGGUGGUGCCACCAAUGAAGGCUAGAGCUUCAUUCUUGGAAUCAGGAAAGUCCUGGGAGAGAAUCAAGACCACUACUCGUCACACAAGGCAACCCCCAGCAAGCAAACCGAAGAUUCUCAGCCCUUCGCAGACGCCCUCCUCUUGCACUCCUCACCUGAAAGAAGUUCUGCCUUCAGACCGGGCUCUACCUUUGCGCAGCCUGCUCCUCCUGUCCAAGCUCAAGGAAGGUGGGCUGAUCCUCUGGCUUUCAGUCAGCCUGGCUUUCUGCCCUCCUUACUGGCAUUACAGGUGGAGAGUAACAUAGAAACCAGUCCCCUCCAUACAGAGCAGGUGCCCUCAAGUGUGUCAGGGAGGAAGGGACAAGCUCCUUACACCGUGAGACGAGGGACCUGAGCCCACCUGCCUCUCCCCACAACUUCUCCUACCCAAACCCACUCUUCUUGACACACUGGAAUCUGUAUUAUAUAUAUUUUUAAGACAAUGCAACGAUAGUUGUCUGGUUUUGUUGUUUUUACAGGUGUUGUGGAAUAAAAAAUUGCAAGGAAAAUUAAGUAUUUAAAACGUUCCAAUAAAAUAGGGUUUUUUGUUAUUCUAAUAUAUUAUCGUGUACCUAUUGUAAAUAUGAAACACUCCUAUUUUGCAAGCCAAGGACACAAUUUGUACUGUUGUUAUAUAUAAAUAAAGUUUACUGGAUAAAAAA
Messenger RNA from Phyllostomus discolor (pale spear-nosed bat), 11343 nucleotides. RefSeq names its product plexin A2 (gene PLXNA2). Gene Ontology annotation, biological process: regulation of cell shape; positive regulation of axonogenesis; regulation of cell migration. Gene Ontology annotation, molecular function: protein binding; semaphorin receptor activity. The transcript is spliced from 32 exons. Lineage: Eukaryota; Metazoa; Chordata; Mammalia; Chiroptera; Phyllostomidae. Gene Ontology annotation, cellular component: semaphorin receptor complex. The coding region runs from base 722 to 6451 and encodes 1909 amino acids. The record is from RefSeq and is a predicted model, not a curated record.